Molecule: messenger RNA, 512 nt
Organism: Petromyzon marinus (sea lamprey)
Lineage: Eukaryota; Metazoa; Chordata; Hyperoartia; Petromyzontiformes; Petromyzontidae
Source: RefSeq, a predicted model, not a curated record
AAGAGCGGCAUGACCCUCACCCAGAUGUACACGUCGUACGUGGAGGUGUCCGACGCCCUCCUCGCCCAGCGCGAGGAGACGCGCCGGGCGACGUCGCACCUGGACGAGAUCCUGCGGGAGAUGCAGGCGCGGGCUCCGGCCCUGCAGCAGCAGCGACGGGACCACGAUGCCGCCGUAGCCUCGGUGGCAGCGCUCACCGCCAAGCUGGGACGUGCCACCGCCGACAUGGAGCUGAUGCAAGCGGAGAUGGAGGAGUGCCGGAAGGAGGCUGGGCGCCUCAAGCGGGACAACCAGAGGCUCCAGUCGCAGGCCGCAGACCUGGGGGCACAGGUGUGCCUGCUGCUGCAGCAGAUUGAGCGUGAGCGGGGUAACCCAGUGAGGGACCAUCUGGAGGAGAGCUCCUCACAGGUGAGUAGCUCUGGUGAGGUGAUUGCAUCCCGCCUGCUCACCUUCCGUGUCUCUCACCGUGUCUCUCACCGUGUCACUGUGUCUCUCACCGUGUCUCUCACCAU